Messenger RNA from Peromyscus californicus insignis, 3475 nucleotides. RefSeq names its product caspase 2 (gene Casp2). The record is from RefSeq and is a predicted model, not a curated record. The transcript is spliced from 11 exons. NCBI's taxonomy places the organism in Eukaryota, Metazoa, Chordata, Mammalia, Rodentia, Cricetidae. Gene Ontology annotation, biological process: proteolysis; regulation of apoptotic process. Bases 53 to 1411 code for a protein of 452 amino acids. Gene Ontology annotation, molecular function: cysteine-type endopeptidase activity.
GGUUUGUUUGUGUUGUGGGUGGUACGUGUGCAGCCCGGGGGAAAAGCUGGAAAUGGCCGCGCCGAGCGGGAGGUCGCAGUCCACUCUGCACCGGAAAGGGCUGAUGGCGGCAGACAGGAGGAGCAGGAUACUGGCAGUCUGUGGUAUGCAUCCUGACCAUCAGGAAACUCUGAAAAAGAACCGCGUGGUGCUGGCCAAACAGCUGCUGCUGAGUGAACUGUUAGAACAUCUCCUAGAAAAGGACAUCAUCACUUUGGAAAUGAGGGAGCUCAUCCAGGCCAAAGGGGGCAGUUUCAGCCAGAAUGUGGAACUCCUCAACCUGCUGCCCAAGAGGGGUCCCCAGGCUUUUGAUGCUUUCUGCGAGGCCCUGCGGGACACCAGGCAAAGUCACUUGGAAGACUUACUGCUCACAACUCUCUCUGAUAUUCAGCAUGCACUUCCGCCGUUGAGCUGUGACUAUGACACAAGUCUCCCUUUCUCGGUGUGUGAGACCUGCCCCCCUCACAAGCAGCUCCGCCUAUCCACAGGUACUACGGAACACUCCUUAGACAAUGGUGAUGGUCCUCCCUGCCUUCAGGUGAAGCCAUGCACUCCUGAGUUUUAUGAAGCACAUUACCAGCUGGCCUAUAGAUUACAGUCUCAGCCUCGUGGCCUGGCGCUGGUGUUGAGUAAUGUACACUUCACUGGAGAGAAAGACCUGGAAUUUCGCUCUGGAGGGGAUGUGGACCACAAUACUCUAGUCACCCUCUUCAAGCUUUUGGGCUAUAAUGUCCAUGUUCUACAUGAUCAGACUGCACAGGAAAUGCAAGAGAAACUUCAGAAUUUUGCACAGUUGCCUGCACACCGGGUCACAGACUCCUGCAUAGUGGCACUCCUCUCACAUGGCGUGGAAGGUGGCAUCUACGGUGUGGAUGGCAAACUGCUUCAGCUCCAAGAGGUUUUUCGACUUUUUGACAAUGCUAACUGUCCAAGCCUACAGAACAAGCCGAAAAUGUUCUUCAUCCAAGCAUGCCGUGGAGAGGAGACGGAUCGAGGGGUCGACCAGCAAGAUGGAAAGAACCACCCACAAUCCCCUGGAUGUGAGGAGAGUGAUGCUGGCAAAGAGGAAUUAAUGAAGAUGAGACUACCUACUCGCUCGGACAUGAUAUGUGGCUAUGCUUGCCUGAAAGGCACUGCUGCCAUGCGGAACACCAAACGGGGUUCCUGGUACAUUGAAGCCCUCACUCGGGUUUUCUCAGAAAGAGCUUGUGACAUGCACGUGGCUGACAUGCUGGUUAAGGUGAAUGCCCUUAUCAAAGAGCGUGAAGGCUACGCCCCUGGCACAGAAUUCCACCGAUGCAAAGAGAUGUCUGAGUACUGUAGUACUCUGUGUCGGCAGCUCUUCCUGUUCCCAGGCCACCCACCCACGUGAUGCCACCUGCUGUUCAUGCUGUUGGAGGCCACUGGACUGCUGGGGGCACAAUGGAGCCUUCUCUUCAAGAUGGUUUUUCUGUCUACCCCCUCAGGGAUAAAAGACUACCAGGCUUGUUUCCUGUCGGCCAUCUCCAUCUUUGGGUAUGAGACUUAAGGAUAGCUCUUCCCGUGUGGUGCUCUCUCCCUGUAGAGCCAGCUCUGAAUGGAUUUGUUGCCAGGAGCAUUUUGGUUACAGCCAAAGAGCCUGGAAAAUGACAUUAUGAACACAGUAUUGUUGUGGGGAGAGAGCAUGUGGAUUUCUCAAUGUUUGAUAUUUCUGUUCCGAAGGCUCUUAGGGAUACUUUGGUUAUUGCUUUUUUUUUUUCUUUUUUUUACAUCAUUUAAGGUAUCUCAGAGAUCAUCUCCUAUCUUUUUUUCAUAUCUACAACCUCAUUUAUCCCACAGUGAAGAUUUGGAAGAUGUCCCAAUUUAAUGUGGGUAUGUUCAUCUAUCUUGAUGAGGCAGUGAGACUUAGACACUGCUACUGUGAGCAGAAGUUCCUGUGCAUACUUUUGAGUGUAGGCCUGAGGUGAAGAACCAUGUCCUCAGCUUUACCCUGGGCUCCUUGUGCUCUGUGCACCCAGCCUUUGACCAGAGCCUCAGGUCUGCAUGCUGUGACACUGGAAGUUGUGGACAGUUCCCUGGUCAUGCUUUCUUUGAAUUGUCACCGAAAUGAACCUUGUAGGCAUUUCAAUAUAAACACGCAGUGAUAGGUAAACAUGCUGUGUCUCACACUGUCACCUGUCACCAGGAUGUCUCCUUCCUUACUGUGAUUUCUGCUGUGCAGUUAAACUGAACUUCACAUCCAGUCUCCAGGAAAUUUCUUGCUUUGCACUGAUUCCCCUCUUCAUUUUCCUCCCAUUCACUGUUUCUGCCAAGUCUGUGAAGUCCUCCUUUGCAGGAUCUUCUGGCCACUGAGGGUGUGCUGUAUCUUGUUCCUGCCAUCUGCUUGAGCAUGCGGUUCCUUCAGUGUUAGGAGGCAUUACCCCCUUCUCACUGUCUCUGUGUUAGUGAGGAUAGUAGCAUACGUGAUAGACCAUUAACCUAGAAGCACUUGUCUCUGCUUUUAUGAAACUUUUUUAUUCUUUAAAACCUUUUGCAUUUCCAUUUUUGCUUCUCUCCCAGUUUAUUCUCCACAUAACAGUAGUUUCGGUUUUUAAAAUAUCUGAUGAUGUCACUGCCCUGCUUAGAACACUAGCUUCCUGUUACACCUCAUCUAAAAUUCAAAUCCUUACCCCACUUUAUGAGAUCUGGCUCUUACCUUCCCUUUGGAUCUCAGUAAAUGGUGAUUUCUCACUGUGCUCCAGCCCCUCUCAGUUCCUCCUUCACUGCCGCAGGUGUUUUGAGCACUUCUUUAGGAUAGUAUCUGAUUCUCGAGUCUAGUGAAGGCCUCUGGUCCAUGCUAUCUACGAGCAGUCUUCUGUACCUCUUCUGACUGCAUCCUGGUGGCCCUUCAUUGUGCUUACUGCGGUUUGUAAAGGCACAUUUGCAUGUUUUGCUUGUUGAUACCUUCCCUACUAAGCUGAAAGCUCCCAGAGAGCAGAAACCAUGUUUCUUACUUACUGUAUACCCAGUACCUGGAACUUACUAGGUCUUCAGUGAAUGUUUCUUGAAUAAAGGAAGGAGGCAAGCAGCUAACUCUAGUUAAAUCCUGCCUUUAACAAUUUCUAAAUUGCUAUUAUAGUAUGCAGUUUAAUUAGUAUUUGUACUCUUCUGGUUUUUUUCAGGUGUUUUAUUUUUAUCCACUGAUUUAUUGUUUGUUUUUAAACCGUUUGAAGACAUAUCACGUGUGAGACAACUUCCUUCACAUCUCCAUGGUGCCCAGCAUAUUUGAGGCCUAUGGUAGUUGAGGUGCUCAAUUAAUAUUUGUUGUAUGAACCAGGUGGUUUGAAGACUUGCUGCCAAAUUCUGCCUUUGGGUCAGUAUAGGAUGCAUAUAUUUGUGUGGUAGAAUCUUCACACUUCCCACUGCCAAGAUUUUGUAUUGCCAUCAGGUGCCAAAUAAAUGUUGUACUUAUUACUGA